AUGCAUUCGUAUUGUCAUAUAGUAUUCUUAGUAACUCUAUUCGUCUUAGUCAAUCUUGUGUACGGAGCAUCGAUAUCUAUUCAAGUGAAUAGUUCAUCGUCCGAAAAUAAGUGCUCAAAGAUUCAGACGAAUUGUGCACGGGAUGGUCUGAUAAUUCCUCUUUGGCAUCCUCAAGUUGGAAUAUCUACUGGUGAUCAAGUCUCUCGUGCUAUUAUAUAUCUGCUCGCACUUAUUUAUUUAUUUAUUGGCGUAGCUAUUAUAUCAGAUCGUUUCAUGGCAUCCAUUGAAGUUAUAACAUCGCAGAAACGUGAAAUUCGAAAGAAGAAUCCCGAUGGAACAGUGUCCGUAACAACAGUAUCUAUUUGGAACGAAACAGUAUCAAAUCUAACGUUAAUGGCCUUGGGUUCAUCGGCGCCAGAAAUCCUUCUCUCCAUUAUUGAAGUCGUUGGUAGAAACUUUCAAAGUGGAGAUCUCGGUCCCGGUACGAUUGUUGGAUCAGCAGCAUUCAACUUAUUUGUUAUUAUUGCUAUAUGUAUUGUCUGUAUACCUACCGGUGAAGUUCGUCGUAUACGUCAUCAACGCGUCUUCUUCGUCACGACUGCUUGGUCAAUCUUUGCCUAUAUAUGGUUAUGGGCAAUUGUCGCAAAGAUUUCCCCAGGUCACAUCGAAGUGUGGGAAGGCACACUGACAUUCUUAUUUUUUCCAUUGACUGUUUUCUCAGCGUACAUCGUAGAUACCAAAGUCGGUCAAUUCAUUCGCAUACGUAUUACAUCACAAAAACAAGUUUCACAAUUAGAGAAUCACUCGGCAACACCGUUACCUCUUACCUUAGAUGCUUCACCUAAUAUGGAUGAUAAUGAACAAAGGACGAUGAUUGACAAUGGAAUCAAAUUAUCGGCGCCUGCAAUUUUCAACGAUGUUCAUGGUAGAAAAUCAUCUUCAACGCAAAAGUCUAUCUCAGGUGGAGUAUUCGAUCAAUUAGGUAGUACGACGACUGGCAUUGAUGACAAUGCUAUUGCUGAUCAUAUUGAAGCACAGCGAAGACAAGAAUUCAUUGAUAUUUGGCGACAAUUACGUAAACAGUAUCCCAAUCAUGAUAUGCAUACAUUGAAUGAUAUGGCUGCUCUUGAAAUGAUGAAUCGUGUACCGAAAUCUCGAGCAUACUAUCGUAUACAAGCCACUAAGCGUUUAGGUGGCGGUGGUGGAAAUUUGAAAAAGAAAUUCUUAGAAAAACUAAAUGAACCAGAUGAGUUAGCCCCUACUGAGAAAGAACAAUUGAUACACGAUCCGACGUCACAUAUCAGUAAAAUACGAUUCGAACCCAAUCACUACACAGUGUUAGAAAAUGCGGGCUAUGUGACAUUAUACGUUCUACGUAGUGAUGGAAAUUUACGAAAUACAGUCUAUGUUGACUACUCAACAGAAGAUGGAACAGCAACGCACGGAGCAGAUUAUGAACCUGCGGAAGGAACUAUCAUCUUUUAUCCUCUAGAGACACAUAAAGAAAUUCAAAUCAGAAUUAUUGACGAUGACAUCUUUGAAGAAGAUGAGCAUUUCUCUGUUAAACUGAGUAAUCUGAGAAUCAAAGACAAUCAAGGUCGUUUAACUCCUGGUUCAUUCGAUAAAAGUGUUCAAUUAGUCGAACCAUCGUCAGCAGUGGUGAUGAUCAUCGACGACGAUCAUGCUGGCAUGUUUGUUUUCGAAGAAGAUGAAAAAACUGUAAUUGAAUCUGAUCGUCAAGUUGAAAUCAAAGUCCUGCGGACAUCUGGCGCCCGUGGUCGUGUCCGUAUACCAUUCAAAACUGAAGAUGAAACAGCUGUCCAUGAACGAGACUAUAUUGCCAAUGCUGGUGAAGUGAUAUUCGAAAAUAAUGAAAAUGAAAAAACAAUAACAAUUGAAAUUAUCGAUCGUGAUCAAUAUCAACGUAAUGAAACAUUUCUUAUUUGGCUAGAAGAACCAAUAUUGAUUACAGACCAAUCAGAAAAUGCGAAAUCAGGCAUGUGA
This is a messenger RNA of Adineta ricciae, 2004 nucleotides long. The record is from the annotation of a GenBank genome assembly. Lineage: Eukaryota; Metazoa; Rotifera; Eurotatoria; Adinetida; Adinetidae.